Molecule: messenger RNA, 1794 nt
Organism: Aethina tumida (small hive beetle)
Lineage: Eukaryota; Metazoa; Arthropoda; Insecta; Coleoptera; Nitidulidae
Product: nonsense-mediated mRNA decay factor SMG9
Exons: 6
Coding region: 138-1469 (443 amino acids)
Biological process (GO): nuclear-transcribed mRNA catabolic process, nonsense-mediated decay
Source: RefSeq, a predicted model, not a curated record
AUUUUUUUUAUUACAUUUUGUUUAAUUCUAUUAUUAUCGUAACCUCAAAUUUAAAUAUAUAGAGGAGGAAGAUUAACCUGACAUAUUUAACAACAAUAAAUAUCAGAACAACAAAUAAACUUACAAUACAUUAUAAAAUGUCGGAACGGGGAAAAUAUCACAAGAAGAAAUUAUUCCAAAGGGAUCAAAGUUUUGGAAGAGGAAUUUUCAAUAAUAAAUCAGACAGUUACGGUGGGUCUAAAUACGAAAAAGAUUCCAAAGACAUAUCUGCAGAUACAAAAAUUAAACAACCUACUAUUUUAUUAAAAACAAGAGAACCACAUGAUGAGGCUGGUGCCUCACCGAAACGCAAUAAAAAAGAUUCUGAACCUUCUGUUACUUUAAUUCCUUCAGUUCCAAAGGAUCCAGAACCUGUAGCUGCUCCUAAAAUAAUGACAAAAUCUGAGAAACUCCUAGAGGAUGGUGUGUUAUGCAAUGAAAGCAUACAGGAGUAUCUGCAAGAAAACAAUGACUUUCUAGUAGUUGGAGUAAUAGGCACACAUGGAGUAGGAAAAUCAACAAUAAUGAAUUUCUUGUCUCAAAAGAGUGUAACUGAAGAAUUCAAGAAAUCAAUAUUUAAAAAUAACAUAAACCUGAGUGAAUGUGAAGAAUUUUCAGAUCACUCAUUUGCAGAAGAUGACAAUGAAAUAUUUAAAGUACAAUCUGAAAGUGACUUAGAAAACAAUGUUAAUGCAACUCAUGGAGUUGAUAUAUUUAUUACUUCAAAUAGGGUGAUUUUGUUGGACUGCCAGCCAUUCAACUCUGUGGCAGUUCUGGAAGACCUUAUCAAACAUGAAAAUAAGCGAACAAGUUUGGUCAGUGAGUUUAUACCAAUUGAAAACAGUGGUGAAAUUCAAGGGCUGCAACUUGCUGCAUUUUUAAUGUCAGUUUGCCAUGUGUUGAUAGUAGUACAAGAUUGGUUCUUUGACUGCAAUGUAGUGAGAUUUCUGCAAAGUGCUGAAAUGCUUAAGCCAACAAUUUCUAAUCCUGAGGAUGAAUUGACUGAGCAUUUUCCAAAUCUGUUACUCAUUCACAAUAAGGCUCAACUGGAAGAUUUCUCUCCUAGUAAAUUUAAAUCAAUGCAAAAGAUAUACAGAGAGUUAUUCAGCAAAACUAAAUUACAUAUAGACACUCACAUGGGAUUAGGAACUGGACGGAUUAUCAAUUACCUCAAUCCAGAGAGCUGUGGGGCUCCAAUUAAUUUAUUUUUAAUACCUGACAUUGACCCAUAUACAAAAUUGGUUUAUAAUGGACAUCCCUCAAUAGAAGAACUUUUCAAAAAGUUAAAAAGUAACAUUUUGGGUUCGACAAGAAACGCUCUUACACACGUACAGUUAACGGAAAAAACUUGGCUGGUUUACUGUACAAAGGUCUGGGACACUGUAAAAAAGAGUCCAUUUUUUGUGGAGUACACGAAAUUAAUGCCUUAGCAUAAACGAAAGGAAAGUAUUGGUUAUAGUUUGCACAAAAGGAACCUUAUAAAGGGUCUAGAUUUGUUUGUAAGAAAAACCUGAGCGUUCGAGUUCGAAGUAAUUAUAUUAUCACAGAAUAAUUAUACUCUGUGGUAUUAUGUUGGUUACAUAAUAUUUUGUAUAAUUUCAAUUGGAUAUAAUUAGGAAAAAACAAAAUGAUUCACAAUCAUUGAUGUUUUUGACCUUUAAUUAUGCUAAAUAAUUCUUGAGAUCUUGUGGUAUAAUACUUUCAAAUAAGUGUGUACAUGUUCAAACAAUAAAUGAUUCUUAAUAACAGUAACAA